Messenger RNA from Danaus chrysippus (African queen), 423 nucleotides. The record is from the annotation of a GenBank genome assembly. Lineage: Eukaryota; Metazoa; Arthropoda; Insecta; Lepidoptera; Nymphalidae.
AUGGCAAAGAAGGUAUUGUCUGACGAGUUGAUUGAGCUGCAUUUAGAUAUUCCGUCAGAAAUUGAAUACAGUCAAGACUUUUCAAGUGCGCAAAGUGAUAAUGACCUGGCGAAGAACAGAGAAAACUUGUACCAAAUGAAUGGAGUUGGUGACUCUGAAAAUGAGCCUUCUCGGUAUGCAGCAUUUACUUCUGCUAAUUGCAGUACCUUCCUCGACGAAAAUAUAAAUGAAGAAUCGACAAAUCCUCAGCCCAUCAUAUCAGGACCAAAAUAUAAGGAAAACGAUAUACAUCCUUUAAAGAACAAAGCGCGUAAAGACCAUGCACAAAAGCCCUCGCAGGUGAGAUUCAGUCAAGCCUUCCAACAACCCGUGUCGCUAUCAAACACUGAAGAGAAUGGUGGUACUUUUGUAACAUCACGAUAG